AUGAUCGGGAAGGUUCUUGGCAAUCCCGAUUAUGACUGGAACUUUUACUCGGUCCCUCAAGGAGCUGCUAAUGAUCGUCGAAUUGCGAUAAAUCGCGGGAAGGUACUUGGAGGGUCAUCAGCCCUCAACUAUAUGGCUUACACGAGAGGGUCACAGAUAGAACAUGAUGAUUGGGAGGCACUCGGUGUUACUGGAUGGAACUGGAGCAUUAUACAGGAUGCCGUGAAAGCAUCUGAAGCUUGGAGCCCUCCUUCAGACUAUGCUAUGAAACACCAUGCGGAUAAUAAUGCGGAAGAGCAUGGAAGGAAUGGCUAUGUCAAAACGACAGCAUAUAGCUACUAUUUUGAUUUAGCUCUCCCUUUUUUCAAGACUCUAAAUGAGAUGGGUGUGGCAACCAACAUGUCAGAGUCUUCCGGGGAUCUUAUUGGGAUUUGGACGUAUACCGCUUCGAUUGAUCCCGUGACGGGCUCACGGAGUUACAGUACCAAUGCGUACUACGACCACGUUGCAGACCGUCCAAACAUAGUUGUUCUGACAGGUGCACAUGUCACCAGAGUACUGUUGGAUGACAACAUGAAUGGCCCUAAACGAGCUCAGGGAGUAGAAUAUUCCGUGGGGGGCCAAGUAUAUUCCGCUGGUGCUCUGCGUGAGGUGAUCAUCUCUGCAGGUGCUUUGCAGACGCCCCAGGUGUUGGAACUUUCUGGUAUUGGAAACCCUGAUAUAAUGCGCCGACUUAACAUACCCGUGAAAGUUGACCUACCAGGCGUAGGCGAAAAUCUUCAGGAUCACUUUACCGUACGUAUGGGGGCCGAACUCCGAGGUAUACACGAAACAGUGGACGAUUUGUCUUUGGAUACAUUUGCCGAAGAGAAGUUAAAGCAAUACAAACAGUCAAAAUCAGGAAUGCUUAGCAGCACCCUUUCGACUCUUGUGUUCUUACCAGCACAAGCUUUCAUUGGUCCAGAUGUAAUGAAGACCAUGCUCGAUUCUCUGGAUAAGGCACUUCGAGAUACUACCAUGCAAAACUCCCCUUGGAGACAAGUAUACGAAGUGCAGCGAUCCUGGCUUGAGAAGAACGGCGUUGCCCAACUGGAGAUGAUCCUGUUCCCAUCAUAUCAACAUGCUUCAUGCACGACCGAGAAUGCUCGACAUUACACCUUAUCUGUUUUCCUCCAGCAUGCAUGGUGUCGAGGACAUGUUCAUGCAGUGUCACCUUCUGCCCUCGAUCCUCCUGAAAUCGAUUUAGGGACGCUCCGCUCACCAGGGGAUAUAGGCAAGUACCAUUUCGAAGCCAUUAAAUAUGCAUUCAAGGUGAUGCAGACUGGACCACUUGGCGAAGAGACAGCUAAGAUCAUCGAGCCACUGCCAACAUGGUCAGACAGUGAGCUUCGGGAAUACGUGCGCACAAAUGUCAUCAGCGCAUUCCAUCCUAUUGGAACUGCUUCUAUGCUCCCUCGUUCGCAGAAUGGAGUUGUCGACAAUAAUUUGAAGGUCUAUGGUACUUCAAAUCUCAGAGUGGCUGAUGCGAGUAUCUUUCCAAUCCAUCUGGGUACUCAUCCUCAAGCUACUCUUUAUGGGUAA
Serpula lacrymans var. lacrymans S7.9 is the source of this 1581-nucleotide messenger RNA. RefSeq lists its product as uncharacterized. The record is from RefSeq and is a predicted model, not a curated record. Bases 1 to 1581 code for a protein of 526 amino acids. The transcript is spliced from 18 exons. Lineage: Eukaryota; Fungi; Basidiomycota; Agaricomycetes; Boletales; Serpulaceae. Gene Ontology annotation, molecular function: flavin adenine dinucleotide binding; oxidoreductase activity, acting on CH-OH group of donors.